CGAAUGCCUGGUCUAAAAUUAGAGGAGGGCGGAGCUAGUGAGGACCCCAAAUCCCGGAGUUGCGCACGGUUGGUGGCUCCGUACGGUAACGUAACAUGGCGCCCACUAUACAGACUCAGGCCCAGCGGGAGGAUGGUCACCGGUCCAAUUCCCACCGGACAGUCCCGGAACGGUCGGGAGUGGUUUGUCGAGUGAAGUAUUGCAACAGUCUCCCAGAUAUCCCCUUUGACCCCAAGUUUAUCACUUACCCCUUUGACCAGAACAGGUUUGUGCAGUACAAAGCCACCUCCUUGGAGAAGCAGCACAAACAUGACCUGCUGACGGAGCCGGACCUGGGUGUCACCAUCGACCUCAUCAACCCUGACACUUACCGCAUCGACACAAAUGUUCUUCUGGAUAUUGCCGAUGAGAAACUUCUUGAGGAGGAAAUUCAAGCCCCCAGCAGCUCCAAGAGAUCUCAGCAGCAUGCUAAAGUCGUCCCCUGGAUGAGGAAGACUGAGUAUAUCUCCACAGAGUUCAACAGAUACGGCGUCUCCAAUGAGAAGCCUGAGGUCAAGAUUGGCGUGUCCGUCAAGCAGCAGUUCACAGAGGAGGACAUCUACAAGGACAGGGACAGUCAGAUCUCUGCUAUCGAGAAAACCUUUGAAGACGCUCAGAAAGCUAUUACUCAACAUUACAGCAAGCCACGUGUCACCCCUGUGGAGGUCAUGCCGGCCUUCCCCGAUUUCAAGAUGUGGAUCAAUCCGUGCGCUCAGGUCAUCUUUGACUCUGAUCCUGCUCCUAAGGAGGCAACCGGCUCAGCGGCGCUGGAUAUGAUGUCUCAAGCCAUGAUCAGGGGUAUGAUGGAUGAAGAAGGAAACCAGUUUGUGGCCUACUUUCUUCCAGGUGAGGAAACCAUGCGGAAGAGGAAGAGAGACCAAGAUGAGGGUCUGGACUACAUGGCAGAAGAUAUAUACGAUUACAAGAUCGCCAGAGAGUACAACUGGAACGUCAAAAACAAGGCCAGCAAGGGAUACGAGGAGAACUACUUCUUCAUCUUCCGUGAAGGUGACGGCGUUUACUACAAUGAGCUGGAGACCAGAGUGCGUCUCAGCAAGAGGAGGGUGAAGGCCGGCGUCCAGUCUGGAACAAAUGCUGUACUUGUGGUGAAACACAGAGACAUGAAUGAGAAGGAGUUGGAGGCUCAGGAAGCCCGCAGAGCUCAGCUGGAGAACCAUGAGCCUGAGGAGGAAGAAGAGGAGAUUGAGGUGGAUCGUGAAAUUCCAGGAUCAGAUGCAGAAGAUGGAGAGAAGGGCAGUGAGAGCGAGAAGGAGGGGAGUGCCGGCGAGGCUUCUGGCAGCGAAAGCGAGCGGGAAGACGUACCGGAGGAGAAGGAGGAGGAUAAGGAAAGCAGUGAGGAGGACAGAGCUGCUCGAGACAAGGAGGAGAUCUUUGGAAGCGAUGAUGAUGACAGUGAUGACGAUGCCCAGAAUGAGAGUGGCGGUGAGGCAGAGGACAGCGGCAGCGAAGAGGAGGAAGAAGAGAAAAACAGAAGGAGCCGCAGUGCCAGCAGUAGUCCUUUCGGGAGCGACCGUUCCCAGCAAGAUAACGAAGAACAGAGCGGCAGCGAGCAGGGCUCAGCAUCUAGUGAUGGUAGUGACAGUGACUGAGCCCCCACGCAUCAGAUAUCUGGUGGUUUUGUAUAUAUUUGUUUGUAUUAUACUUUUAGUUGAAUAAAAAUUUUCCAUGA
This is a messenger RNA of Bufo bufo (common toad), 1729 nucleotides long. RefSeq names its product PAF1 homolog, Paf1/RNA polymerase II complex component (gene PAF1). Gene Ontology annotation, cellular component: Cdc73/Paf1 complex. Lineage: Eukaryota; Metazoa; Chordata; Amphibia; Anura; Bufonidae. The record is from RefSeq and is a predicted model, not a curated record. Gene Ontology annotation, biological process: transcription elongation by RNA polymerase II. Gene Ontology annotation, molecular function: RNA polymerase II complex binding; chromatin binding. Bases 96 to 1649 code for a protein of 517 amino acids. The transcript has 14 exons.